ACUGAGACUAGUGUCUGCUAUGUCGACGCCACACACGGCAGAGGCCUUGGCCUGAUCAUCAACAACCGUCAAAUCUUAAAACACAUCUCUCUGCCGAUCUGUUUGACGUCCAGAAGACUCUCGCGCGCCAGCCUUACUCUCGCGCGUUAAGGGCGAUCACGGCGCGACGAGCGACUCGCGGCCAUGGCGCAACACGGCGAAGCAGAUGGCUACUACAACGAUCCGAGCGCAUAUAAUGCGAAGCAGUACCCCAUGCAGCAGCAACCCUACAACAACGGACAACCGUACGGUGGGCCGCAAUGGAUGCCUCCACCACCAAAUUAUCAACAGAAUUUCGGGCAAUGGCAGGAGAAGCCAACCUUCGAACAAGCAUUCAAAAUCGACAAGCCCAAAUGGAACGACCUUUGGGCUGGCAUUCUGCUAAUCCUGGUGUUUGCUGGAUUCGUCGCGAUCUCCGGGAUCAGUCUCCAAGGCUACGCUGCAACCAAAGGCUUCAAUGGCGGGUCUAUUUACGGCUCGCAGAACGACUUCGGUCUUGAUACCAACACUAUUGUGUUAUUCAUCUUCUGCUUGUGCGUUGCGCUGGUGCUUGGGUACGCCUACAUCAGCCUCGCGCGUCUGUUCACCAAGCAGUUCAUCUGGAUUACCGGCAUUCUCAAUAUUGUCUGGGGUCUCGUUACGGCACUUUACAUGCUUUACCGACACUACUGGAGCGGCGGUAUCGUCUUCCUCAUCUUCAGCAUCUUCACGAUCAUAUGCUUCAUCUCCUGGAUUCCGCGGAUACCGUUCAGUGUCCUGAUGCUGCAGACGGUCAUCGAUGUUUCGAGGAAGUUCGGGCAUGUAUAUCUAGUGUCUUUUCUCGGUGGACUAAUUGCGGCGGCUUUCGGUGCAUGGUUCAGCGUAACGCUUGUCGCCGUCUACGUCAAGUUUGAGCCUGGAAGUAACCCGGCAUGCAACACAUCUGCUGGUGGGACGGGAGGCUGUAGCUCCGCGACUGUUAUUGGACUUGUAGUGUUCAUCACAUUUGCCAUGUACUGGGUCAGUGAAUGGCUCAAGAACACCAUCCACGUUACGAUCUCUGGUGUGUAUGGAGCGUGGUACUUCACGCCCAACAACCCACCAAAGGGACCCACGAGGGGUGCCGCCAGGAGAGCGUUGACUUACAGUUUCGGCUCGAUCAGUCUGGGCAGCCUCCUGGUAGCCAUCAUCAACAUGCUUCGCCAGGCAUGUUCGAUUGCUCAACAGCAGGAAGCAAACAGUGGCAAUUUUGCGGCCAGCUGCGCGUUUUGCAUCCUGCAGUGCAUCAUCGGUCUGCUCGAUUGGGCUGUACAGUUCAUCAACCGCUAUGCGUUCAGCUAUAUGGCUCUUUACGGCAAAAACUACAUCGAAUCUGCGAAGGAUACCUGGCGGUUGAUCAAGGACCGUGGUAUCGAUGCUCUCGUCAACGAAUGUCUUAUUGGUCCUGUACUCACCAUGGGCGCAACAUUCGUCGCCUACGCUUGCGCCUUACUAGCGUACCUCUACCUCGUCUUCACCGAUCCAGCUUACAACUCGAAUGGCCAGUUCACACCGGUCGUUGUCGCCUUCGCAUUCCUUAUCGGUCUGCAGAUCGCCAAUUGCUUCACGGUCCCACUUUCAUCCGGAAUAGAUACGCUCUUUGUUGCCGCCGCCUGGGAUCCGGAAGUCCUGAUGCGGCAGCAUCCAGAGCUAUAUGGGAAGAUGGUGCAGGUGUACCCGCACGUCCAGCAGGCGAUACAUGCGUAAUUGCUGCAACCAAGCCCAGCGACGGGAUAGUGCGGCCUCCGAUUCAUUUACGAUGGAUACCCUGUUCUUAUAAAGGAUUCAUUGACGGGCGGGCGGGCCGGCUGGGUACUCGCCUGGGUUGGG
Molecule: messenger RNA, 1887 nt
Organism: Baudoinia panamericana UAMH 10762
Lineage: Eukaryota; Fungi; Ascomycota; Dothideomycetes; Mycosphaerellales; Teratosphaeriaceae
Exons: 2
Coding region: 184-1764 (526 amino acids)
Biological process (GO): transmembrane transport
Cellular component (GO): plasma membrane
Molecular function (GO): transmembrane transporter activity
Source: RefSeq, a predicted model, not a curated record